GUGGCUGUACUAACACCAUUACUGGUUUGCCACUCUUAGAGUGUCCCCUUCUCACAGUAUCUGUGCUUGCCCAUCAGACACUAUGAGGAGAUUGGCUUUUCGAGGUGCUGGUUCUACUCUGGUAAAUCUGAAGAAGUUGGAUUCCAUGGGUUCCAAGAGGCGAAGAGCUACCUCUCCUUCCAGCAGCGUCAGCGGUGGAGACUUCGAUGAUGCCCAUCACUCCACCAAUAUACCAGGCCCAAGCAGGAAGAGGAGAAGACUUUCCAAUCUCCCAACUGUAGAUCCUAUUGCUGUCUGCCAUGAGCUCUACAACACCAUCAGAGACUACAAAGAUGAGCAGGGCAGGCUCCUUUGUGAGCUCUUCAUCAGGGCACCCAAGAGAAGAAAUCAGCCAGAUUAUUAUGAAGUGGUUUCUCAGCCAAUUGAUUUAAUGAAAAUCCAGCAAAAACUGAAGAUGGAGGAAUAUGAUGAUGUGAAUGUGCUGACUGCUGAUUUCCAGCUUCUCUUUAACAAUGCAAAGGCUUACUAUAAGCCAGAUUCUCCUGAAUACAAAGCUGCCUGCAAACUGUGGGAGCUGUAUUUGCGCACAAAAAAUGAAUUUGUUCAGAAAGGUGAUGCUGAGGAGGAUGAUGAUGAUGACGAAGGACAUGACAAUCAAGCAAAUUCUGAAUUAUCAUCUCCAGGUUACCUGAAGGAAAUUCUGGAACAGCUUCUUGAAGCUGUAGCUGUUGCCACAAACCCCUCAGGACGCCUCAUAAGUGAACUGUUUCAGAAACUUCCUUCUAAAGUGCAAUAUCCAGAUUAUUAUGCAAUAAUAAAGGAACCCAUAGAUCUUAAAACUAUUGCCCAAAGGAUACAGAAUGGAACUUAUAAAAGCAUUCAUGCCAUGGCCAAGGACAUAGAUCUUCUGGCAAAGAAUGCCUUCAAGGAUGCAAAUGCGAUUAAAAAGAUAUUUAAUAUGAAAAAAGCUGAGAUUGAACACAGUGAGUUGGCCAAGUCAAGUCUCCGAAUCAGGACUGCAUCAAAUUUGGCUGCUUCCAAGCUGACAGGUCCUUCCUCACAGGGUAAAGGCAGUGUUGGGGAUGAGAGAAAUUCUUCUAACAAAUAUUAUCGUAACAAAAGAUCAGCCCAAGGGGAUCGUUUAUCAGCAAUAACCAUGGCAUUGCAAUAUGGAUCAGAAAGCGAUGAGGAUGCAGCUUUGGCUGCUGCUGCUCGUUAUGAAGAGGGGGAGUCUGAAGCUGAGAGCAUUACCUCCUUCAUGGACACCUCUAAUCCUCUUUACCAGCUUUAUGACACUGUUAGAAGUUGCCGUAAUAACCAGGGCCAGCUCAUCUCUGAACCCUUUUUCCACUUGCCCUCCAAGAAAAAGUAUCCUGAUUAUUAUCAGCAGAUUAAAACUCCCAUUUCAUUGCAGCAGAUCAGAACCAAGCUGAAGAACCACGAGUAUGAAACUUUAGAUCAGUUGGAGGCUGAUCUGAAUUUGAUGUUUGAAAAUGCCAAGCGCUACAAUGUCCCCAAUUCUGCCAUCUAUAAAAGAGUGCUGAAAAUGCAGCAGGUUAUGCAAGCAAAGAAGAAGGAGCUUGCUAGGAGAGAUGACAUUGAGGAUGGGGACAGCAUGAUUUCUUCUGCUACAUCUGAUACUGGAAGCUCAAAAAGGAAAAGUAAAAAGAACAUACGAAAGCAGCGGAUGAAGAUCUUGUACAACGCGGUUCUGGAGGCUCGAGAGCCCGGCACAGGCAGGCGGCUCUGUGAUCUGUUCAUGGUUAAGCCAUCCAAAAAGGACUAUCCAGACUAUUAUAAAAUUAUCUUGGAGCCAAUGGACUUGAAGAUGAUAGAGCACAACAUCCGCAAUGACAAGUACGUGGCGGAGGAGGCCAUGAUUGAGGACAUGAAGCUCAUGUUCCGGAACGCCAGGCAUUACAACGAGGAAGGCUCCCAGGUAUACAAUGAUGCCCAUAUGCUGGAAAAGAUCCUUAAAGAAAAAAGGAAAGAGCUGGGACCCUUGGCUGAAGAUGAUGAUGUUGCAUCCCCUAAACUAAAGCUAAGUAGGAAAAGUGGCAUUUCUCCCAAGAAGUCCAAGUACAUGACUCCAAUGCAGCAGAAGCUGAACGAGGUGUACGAGGCUGUGAAGAACUACACGGACAAGCGCGGGCGGCGGCUGAGCGCGAUCUUCCUGCGGCUGCCGUCCCGCUCCGAGCUCCCCGACUACUACGUCACCAUCAAAAAGCCUGUGGACAUGGAAAAGAUCAGGAGCCACAUGAUGGCAAAUAAAUACCAGGAUAUAGACUCCAUGGUGGAGGACUUUGUCAUGAUGUUCAAUAACGCUUGCACGUACAAUGAACCAGAGUCUUUGAUUUAUAAAGAUGCCCUGGUCCUCCACAAAGUUUUGCUUGAAACACGGAGAGAAAUAGAAGGAGACGAGGAUUCUCAUGUGCCCAAUGUCACUUUGCUGAUUCAGGAACUCAUCCAUAACCUCUUUGUAUCUGUUAUGAGCCACCAGGAUGAUGAGGGCAGAUGCUACAGCGACUCCUUAGCUGAGAUUCCUGCUGUUGAUCCCAACUUCCCAAAUAAACCUCCUCUGACUUUUGAUAUUAUCCGAAAAAAUGUUGAAAAUAAUCGCUAUAGAAGAUUGGACUUGUUCCAGGAGAACAUGUUUGAGGUACUGGAGAGGGCACGGAGAAUGAACAGGACUGAUUCAGAGAUCUAUGAGGAUGCAGUAGAACUUCAGCAGUUCUUCAUUAAAAUUCGAGAUGAACUAUGUAAAAAUGGAGAGAUUCUGCUGUCACCUGCUCUCAGCUACACCACCAAGCAUCUUCACAACGAUGUAGAAAAGGAAAAGAAGGAAAAGCUGCCCAAAGAAAUAGAGGAGGAUAAGCUUAAAAGGGAGGAGGAGAAGAGAGAAGCUGAAAAGAGUGAAGAUUCCUCUGGAUCAGCUGGGCUGUCAAAUUUGCAUCGGACCUACAGCCAGGACUGCAGCUUCAAGAACAGCAUGUACCAUGUGGGGGAUUAUGUGUAUGUGGAGCCUGCAGAGGCCAACUUGCAGCCUCACAUCGUCUGCAUUGAGAGGCUGUGGGAAGAUUCAGCUGGAGAGAAAUGGCUCUAUGGCUGCUGGUUUUAUCGACCAAAUGAAACUUUUCACCUUGCAACACGAAAAUUCCUGGAGAAAGAAGUUUUUAAAAGUGAUUAUUACAAUAAAGUUCCUGUUAGUAAAAUUUUAGGCAAAUGUGUGGUCAUGUUUGUCAAGGAAUAUUUUAAAUUGUGCCCUGAAAACUUCAGAGAUGAGGACGUUUACGUGUGCGAGUCGCGCUAUUCUGCGAAGACAAAGUCUUUUAAAAAGAUUAAACUGUGGACUAUGCCUGUGAGCUCCGUCAGAUUUGUCCCACGAGAUGUGCCCCUGCCUGUGGUCAGAGUCGCUUCUGUGUUUGCCAAUACAGACAAAGCAGAUGAGGAGAAACACAGUGAAACACUGGAGGACAGUAAGGUGGGAGAAAGUAUCCUUCAUCUUGAAAAGGACAAAGAAGAUGUUCCAGUAGAAAUGUCCAAUGGGGAACCUGGUUGCCAUUACUUUGAACAGCUCUGCUACAAUGACAUGUGGCUGAAGGUUGGGGACUGUGUCUUCAUAAAAUCUCAUGGCCUGGUACGGCCUCGAGUAGGAAGAAUUGAGAAGAUGUGGGUGCGAGAUGGAGCCGCAUAUUUCUUUGGUCCAAUCUUUAUACAUCCUGAAGAAACUGAGCAUGAGCCAACUAAAAUGUUCUAUAAGAAGGAGGUGUUUUUAAGUAACUUGGAGGAGACCUGUCCCAUGACUUGCAUUUUGGGAAAGUGUGUCGUUCUGUCAUUCAAAGACUUCCUCUCCUGCAGACCAACAGAAAUCUCCGAAAACGAUGUUUUUCUUUGCGAGAGCCGCUACAACGAAAGCGACAAACAAAUGAAGAAAUUCAAGGGGUUGAAGAGGUUUUCACUGUCUGCAAAAGUUGUAGAUGAUGAAAUAUACUAUUUUAGAAAACCCAUAGUUCCUCAAAAAGAGCCAUCUCCUCUACUGGAAAAGAAGAUUCAGCAGCUGGAAGCAAAAUUUGCUGAGUUGGAAGGAGGUGAUGAGGACAUGGAAGAGAUGGGAGAAGAGGAAGGUGAUAUGACUGAAACACCUUCUAUGCCUCAGCUUCAGGCCCCCUUAGCCAGUGAUUUGGAUAUAAUGCCUUAUACUCCACCACAGUCCACUCCCAAGUCUGUUAAGGGCAGCACCAAGAAGGAGGGAUCAAAAAGGAAGAUCAACAUGAGUGGGUACAUCUUGUUUAGCAGCGAGAUGAGAGCUGUGAUUAAAGCUCAGCACCCAGACUACUCCUUUGGAGAGCUCAGCAGACUUGUAGGAACUGAAUGGAGAAACUUGGAAGCAACAAAGAAAGCAGAAUAUGAAGAGCGGGCAGCUAAAGUUGCUGAGCAGCAGGAGAGAGAGCGAGCAGCACAGCAGCAGAAUUCCUCCCCCCGGGCAGGCACUCCUGUCGGGGCUCUUAUGGGGGUGGUGCCGCCACCAACACCAAUGGGAAUGCUCAAUCAGCAGUUGACACCUGUUGCAGGCAUGAUAAGUGGCUAUCCACCGGUGCUGCCACCUUUGCAGGGCCCAGUUGAUGGCAUUGUUAGCAUGGGCAGCAUGCAGCCACUUCACCCAGGGGUGCCCCCACCCCACCAACUCCCGCCAGGUAUGCCAGGCAUCCCAGGCAUCCCACCACCCGGUGUUAUAGGCCAAAAUGUGUCCCCUAUGGUAGGCACUCCAGCACCAGGAGCAAGUCCUUUUGGACAGCAGAUGGGGAUCCUGGGCCCGCCGGGCCAGCAGGCGCCCCCGCCGUACCCAGGGCAGAGCCCUGCCAGCCAGCCCGUCAUGCAGCAGCCCAGCACCCCCAUGUUCGUCUCCCCUCCACCAAAGACACAGAGGCUCCUCCAUUCUGAAGCCUACCUGAAAUACAUCGAGGGGCUCAGUGCUGAGUCAAACAGUAUCAGCAAGUGGGACCAGACCCUUGCAGCACGGAGACGAGAUGUGCACUUGUCCAAGGAGCAGGAGAGCCGCCUGCCCUCGCACUGGUUGAAGAGCAAAGGGGCUCACACCACCAUGGCCGACGCGCUGUGGCGCCUGCGGGACCUGAUGCUGCGCGACACCCUGAACAUCCGCCAGGCCUACAACCUGGAGAACGUGUAGGCACAGCAGCACUCCUGCUCCAGGAGUUCAUGGGACAAUAGCUGGUUUAGUUACUGGGUGGGAAGAGAUAACCAACAAUAAUUUGUAUUGCAUUUUACUGUACAUUGCAAGACCAUUUUUAUAUAAGGACACUUUUAAUAAGCAUAUUUCACUUUUUGUUAUAUUAAGUUGACUUUAUCAAAUACACAGAUUUUUUGCAUAUGUUUCCUUUGUUUGAAAGGCGAUUUCAUAAUUGGUUGAGUGUAGUCAAGGAUUCACCUUUCUUAUACUUUAUUGCUGAGAAUCUGAUGCCAUUGUUUUUAUAUAAAAAAAAAAGGAAAACAAAGUAUUUACAGAUUGAUACAGUGGAAUGUGAAUUAGUCAUAGUUUACAUCCUAUAAGAAUGUGUGUACCUGUGCUUGUGUGUGCUGGCCACUUUGGGCAGAACUGCUCGGGUGUGAACAGGGAGGAUCUCUUAAAAGAAGCUAAAGGUAAGAUAAGCUUUGGCACUAAGGAAAAUUGGCAUUCCAAGUCAACACUGAGAUGGCUGGGUGGGCCCCAGCAGCACUGGAAGUGCUGGUGUGGACGGGACAAGGGUGUCUCGACUGCUCAUGUUGUCCAGUCCUGUCCAGUUAUUUAACUGUGUAGCCAAGGCCAUUGUGAUCCUAAAUCAGUACCACAGUCCCUGUACUGGCAGGCCCUUAGAGGGGAAGUGUUUCAUCUGCCAUGGCCUGUGCUGGGGGUUCUGCAAUGUCCCCAGCAGUGGGACAGGGAAGCUCCUUCCCUGAGAGAUUCUGUCUGUGCUGGAAGAGGCUCACAGAACUCGGAACCAGCCCAGGUUUUGGAAGGUAAGUUACGGGAGAGAAGUGGAGUUGUUCUGUUAGUGAAGUAAUGUGAUGUUUUUUUAAAUUCACGCAUACUCUGUUCAUGAUUGGGCAUUGUAAGACAUUUUUGUAUGCUUUCUUUAAGUGUAUUCAUUAACCUUAGUGAAAGUUCUGCAAUGCAAAUUUGAGUGAAAUUUGAUGCUUAAAUUAACUUGAAAGUAAAAUACUACUGUAUGGUAUGGUAUGUGUAAGGUCAUCAUACCCAGUACAUUGGAGAAAUUGAGUACUUGCAUUGCAGCCUUCAAAGGGUUUGGGUUGUUUUUUUUUUUCUUUUUUUUUUUUUUUUUUUUUUUUUUUUUUUUUUUUUUUUUUUUUUUUUCUUUUUUUUCUUUUUUUUUGUUUUUGUUUUUUUAAUCUAAGUAAAGUAGGUAUUGACUCUUCUUGCCAAAUUUCAAGGUUGUGGCUGCCUUCUGCUAAAGAUUUACCUGUCCUCAUAACUAACCAACCUUUUGGUCUACAAAGUUAUUUGUUUAAAGGUAAAUCCUUUCAUUUAUUUAAUAUUGGAAAAAAGAAUUAAUACUUUUGGAUUGCUUUUAGUAACUGGGAAAGCUCUAUGAAUUUGGGAAAAGUCAGCAGGAAUGUGGGCACUGCAACUCAGCCCAAAUUAACUGAUUUACUGAUACACUUCAUUUAUGCUAGAGAUGUUCAUCAUGUGGAAAUGAGUUCUAAAGUCUGUUAGUACAGAACGUUUUCAUUUCAGUAUAUUUGGCAGAAGGUUAAAUUAAAUAUUUUCCUUCAAAUACUGGAUAUCUUGGGGUUUGUUUUGCUGAUGUAAUUAAUGCUCAUAAGGGAAGUGACACUUGCAAGUAUAAACUGUGAUUUAAUUUUACUGGCCAAUUCCUCUCCCUCUCCUAUUGGAAUCCUCCAGUCAGUCAUUACACAAAAUACCCCUGGUAAUUACAAAUAGGCACUUAAAGACAGUUUAGGUCAGAUGUGAAGUGGAUGUGAAGGAAAUGGAAAAAAACAACACAGAGGGAAACGACAGUUUUGAGCUCUACAAGUAGCACACCCAUGGUACAGAAAUUCUUUACUGGCCUUUGUAAAUUACCAAUUUUAUUUAAUAAAGUAGAAAUUGAAUAGUCUUAGACCACCCCUAUAAAAUGUGUUUAAGUUACCAUAGGUUUUGCAGUUUUUAGCCACAAAGAUGGGAUGUUGAAGUGAAUCAGGCAGCAAAAUCCUAGUUUUUGAGCAUUUGGAACUAUCAUGGAUUGUACUAAUACACCACCAGAUUCUCCUACUUCUCAGCAUUAACAAAAAUUACACCAAAGAACCUGGGAUGAAUUUUAAUUAAAUUAUUGUUUUAUUUAUUUUUUUUUGAGGACUGGAUGGGACUCCCUUUGGAGCCUGUAUAACUCAGAUGUUUAAUUUAUCUGAAGGUCAGUGAUGAGCAGAUGUGCAGCACUGGCUCUCUCCUGCUGAGCAGCCGAAUCCCUCCUUUCACUGCUCUUUCUGGCCCAGGAGCAAGAGAUUGGAAGUGCAAACAAAACCUGGCUCCUCCUUCAUCAAGGCAGUGCAGAGCACUACCACUAAGCCACUGGGCUGGCCCUGAUCAAUUAUUUUAAGCCUUAUUUAUUUCAAAAUCGUUUCUCUCUAAACUGGAGGCAUUUCAGUUGAUUGCAGUGAAAUUUAGGAUAUAAUGGCUACAGUCUAGAAUUCAAAACCAGCAAAAGAAACUUUUCUCACUCUGGUUUAAAAAAAAAAAAAAGACAUGUCUGUCUUUUUCUCUCUCUGUGGGUGUUUGAGCCCCUCAUCUGUUUUUCACUGCCGUUCAUUGUACUAGCGUAAACAAAACUUUCAUAUUAAAAUAAAAGGAUGUGUGGGCAAUGGUUGGCUUCUGUGAGAGUGGAAAAUAGAUAAAACUAGGACAGGUAUUUUCAUAAACCAGUUGGAGACAACUAAUAAUUAUUUGUUCUCUUCCUCAGUCCUUCCCUUCCAUGAGAAAAUUUACUGUUUGUGUAAAAAUUCAAAACGUUGAUGUUGGUGACUUUUUUUCAGCAUAUGUUUUUGUACCUGGUUUAUCCAUGCUUGGCUUUUCAUUAGAUCUUGUACUCCUGAAGGCUGAGCUGCUAACCAGGUUUAUAACAUGUAUGUACCAUCACUUUGUUUACCUGUGUCUUUUUAAUUUGAAUAAAAAUAGUUUGCAAAGUGUUUUGGAUUAA
Molecule: messenger RNA, 8210 nt
Organism: Cyanistes caeruleus (blue tit)
Lineage: Eukaryota; Metazoa; Chordata; Aves; Passeriformes; Paridae
Source: RefSeq, a predicted model, not a curated record